GCCCUUCAUAAUCCUACCUAGAGUCCCAGAGCCACAAAAUCCAACCUUUCCAGGGCAUGAACAAACCAAAACCCUCGCCGCCGCCUACCCUGACGCCGACCACCGUUCGAGACGCAGUAUGACGCAACCCCAUUGAUCAAAUCCUAAAACUGGAAUUCGUCGACCAUCGUCAACCAUAGUCGAUAGCUUAUUGGAAUAAAAGCAGUUUUGUACCUCUUGGCAGCUCCACUGGAGAAACAACUUAACACAGAGGUCAAUCAUGUUUCUCUCGUCCUCCCUACAAAUGUCAUAAAGUUCGCAAGGCUAGAGUUACAAAAAGAGUUUAAAGAUAUUAAGCAAGAAGAGCAGAUCUCCAUGCUUCAUAAAAUGCUUGCUCCUCACCUUCUUAGAGAAAUUCCAUGUAUUUAAGGUCUCCAAGGAGUGGAAAACUAUGCAAGGAAAGAUCAAAUCAAAGCCCAAAUGUUUUUUAUGACUUGCACAUUAUUUCUCUUCAUUCAUCUAUUCUCUACCAGAAAAGGGACCAUUUCAAAUCUUCCUUUUCGACUGUUUUAUGCUGUGUAGUCGCAAUUGUGCAACCAACAGAUAUGUAAAUGACCCUUACUGCGGUGUUUUAUGCUUACUAAAUAGUGAUAUAUCACUCUGCAGGCUUUGUAUAAAUCGGAUCCAUCAGAAUAUUGUCGUUCAUUACGCUUUGAAGAUAAACCAGACUAUUGAUACCUGAACACACUUUUCCGUGACCUUUUUAUUCGAGAAGGUUACUUUUUAUUUUUUGACUUUGAAUUUAAUCGACUGGUAAAUGAAGUUUAUUUAUUCCACAAAACAUUUAGUUUCUUUUACAUCUAUCACAGUUAGAAUUUCAAUUUCAGAUUUUUUAUUUUAGCAGAAUCCUUUCUGUAAAAAAGUGGAAUCAUAGAGCUUACUAUGGGGCAAAGAAGGAGAAAGAUGAAGCAGAAGAAACAUAUAGAUGCUGAUUGGGCAGGUCUGCCUGACAACAUUCUUGAGGUAAUCUUUGAGCGACUGAAUUUGAUGGAUUGUAUGUCUAUUAGUGAUGUUUGCAAAUCUUGGAGACGUGUUGUUGCACAAGAACUUUCUGAUUGUCAAGGGCAUGGGUUCCCGUGGCUCCUAAUGUCUGGUGAGAAAGACAAAAGGGUUAGGACUUGUAUUAGCAUAUUGCAAGAGCAAGAGUGGGAGAUGUUGCUUCCGGAGGCGUAUGGUAGAUACUGCUGGGGAUCAUAUCAAGAGUGGUUGAUUCUAGUUAGAGAUCUUGGCUCUUACAAGCUUGAUAUUGGAUUGUUUAACCCAUUCACUCGGAAGCAAGUUGAUCUUCCUGGAGAAUGGAACUUGAAUCACAAGAUGGUUCUCUCAGGGCCUCCCUCUCUUGAAAACUGUAUCUUCAUGCUGAUUCAAAGUGACUCCCAGACGCUUGCCUUUUGGGUUCCAGGAGCUCAAUCAUGGCUUCAGCAUAAGCUUGAUGGUGAACCAUUUGUGGAUGGUGUCUUCUCCAAUGGAAGUUUUUAUCUCAUCGGCAACGAUUAUAACAUAUGUGAAAUUAAAGGUGCCAAUAUAUUUGCUGCAAUUAAGAGAGACGAUGCCUCUGCUCCUGUUGCUUUUCAUAUUGAAAGGCAUUACCAUGAAGUAACAAUGCCAGAUGAGCAUGAAAAUAAUGGCGUGCUGAAGUAUCUUGUUGAAUCUUGUGGAGAGCUUCUACUUGUCUGCAGGUUCUAUAGCACCAAACCAGAUGCUGUGCUUGUAACACAUUAUUUUGAGGUAUACUCGCUGGAUUUUAGCAGGAUGUCCUGGAAGAGGGUAGAGAGUUUGGGAGAUCAGAUCCUAUUUCUGGGCAAGUGCUGUUCAAGAUCUGUCUCUUCUAGUGGACUUGGACUUAAUGUGACUGAUCGUAUCUAUUUCUCAAAUGAUCAUGCUGUUCCAUGGUGGAACGAAUGGGAUUCUGAACAUCUUGUUGGCAUUUUGAAUCGUCUUGGUCUUGACAAUAGUGGGACAAAGGAUUGGGGCAUUUUUAGCCUCGGCAACAAGAAUCAUGAAACUUUGUCUAUCCAGUUCCGUGGCAAUCGUGACAGAUGGGGACCUGUCUGGUUUACUGCACCGCAAUGGUGGUGUUGUAAGAAUUUCACUCUUACUUGAUACUGAAUCUGUCUCAUCUAAGGGUAUCUUGUUGCAGUUGACAUAUCAAGUUUAGGAGCUCAUUCCAGAACAAAUGACAUUGUACAGCCUUAGUGUAGAAGGCAUAUUUUGUAAGUUAACUAAGAAAAACAGCAAGUAUAAUCUAAUAUCAGUGUUAGUGAAAAUCUUCUCUCAC
Messenger RNA from Fragaria vesca subsp. vesca, 2317 nucleotides. RefSeq names its product F-box protein At3g56470-like. The record is from RefSeq and is a predicted model, not a curated record. Lineage: Eukaryota; Viridiplantae; Streptophyta; Magnoliopsida; Rosales; Rosaceae. The transcript is spliced from 4 exons. Gene Ontology annotation, molecular function: protein binding. Bases 922 to 2142 code for a protein of 406 amino acids.